Molecule: messenger RNA, 2430 nt
Organism: Siniperca chuatsi (mandarin fish)
Lineage: Eukaryota; Metazoa; Chordata; Actinopteri; Centrarchiformes; Sinipercidae
Gene: nadkb
Product: NAD kinase b
Exons: 12
Coding region: 182-1663 (493 amino acids)
Biological process (GO): NADP+ biosynthetic process; NAD+ metabolic process
Molecular function (GO): NAD+ kinase activity
Source: RefSeq, a predicted model, not a curated record
UGAACCGGUCCCUUAAUAACGUCACUUCCCCCCGACGGGCAUGCACUGUCUUGUAAUAUUUCAGCCUUUAGAGUUUGACGGCGCUGUCUGUCUUUAAAUACACGUUUUGGUAUCGUCUAAACACACUUCAGCCUCUAUGAAGUAGUAGCGAUAUGAGCAUGUUUUCUUCUUUCUGACACAAAUGGAGAAUUCAGAGGCCAGUCCAUCAUCGGGGCCCCUGGCAGUGCCGGACAGAGGCAUGGCGCGACCCUCAGGCCCGCCUGGUCAGCUGUCAGAGUCAGCCAGGCCCUCCAAGCACAGGGAUCACCCGUCCAAGUCACCAAGGAGACGGCGGAAGGGGACAAGGUCACAGAGACGGGGGGGUGGUCAUGAACAGCUGCUCUGGGAGAUCGAGCGGCGGAGGUUGCCAGGCCAACACGAGCACUUGGAGCCCUCUGGCUCAGCGAGCGACACAGCAGAAAGCUCUCCUAAGAGGAGAGCCCACUUUCUACAUGGACCGUAUCCAGCCACUCACUUCGGACCCAAAGCCUGUAUUCUUCCCAACCCAACUUCAGUCAUGCACAUCCAGGACCCAGCCAGCCAGCGGCUCACCUGGAAUAAACCUCCUGUCAACGUGCUUGUCAUCAGGAAAAUCAGAGAUGAGAGCCUCGUCGAGCCUUUCAAAGAGCUCUGCAGGUUUCUAGUGGAGGAGAAACAGAUGAUGGUGUACGUGGAACGCAGGGUAGCAGAUGAUGCUACGCUGUCAAGGGACGAGGCAUUCGGCUCCAUCCGCAAUCAGCUCUGCACCUUCAGAGAAGGUUAUGAUGAUAUCUCUGACUGCAUAGACCUGAUCAUCUGUCUGGGUGGGGAUGGGACUCUGCUCUACGCCUCCUCUCUCUUCCAGGGCAGCGUCCCUCCGGUUAUGGCAUUUCACCUCGGUUCUCUGGGUUUCCUGACGCCCUUCAAAUUUGAAUCAUACAAGACCGAAGUGGCAAAAGUGUUUGAAGGCAACGCAGCCAUCACUCUGCGCAGUCGUCUGAAGGUGAAGGUAGUGAAGGACAUGCUUCAGAGAGCAGGCCAGCAGCCGUACAGCCGAGAACCGCAGCAGCAGCAGGAACACAACGGACUCCUUCCUCACGGACACACCAACAGCGAGGCGGGCAAGGUCACCCUGCAGCUACAGGUGUUGAAUGAGGUGGUGGUGGACCGAGGCCCGUCCUCCUACCUGUCCAAUGUGGACUUGUACCUCGAUGGGCGACUUAUCACCUCAGUGCAGGGAGACGGUGUGAUUGUGUCCACACCUACAGGCAGCACAGCGUAUGCAGCCGCAGCGGGAGCCUCCAUGAUCCACCCCAACGUUCCCGCCAUCAUGGUCACCCCCAUCUGCCCACACUCGCUCUCCUUCAGGCCCAUCGUCGUCCCUGCUGGGGUGGAGCUCAUGAUCACCUUGUCCCCUGAUGCCAGGAACACCGCCUGGGUGUCAUUUGAUGGCAGGAAGAGACAGGAGAUCCAAUAUGGAGACUGUAUCAAGAUUACUACGUCUUGUUACCCAGUGCCCUCCAUCUGUUGCCAUGACCUGGUGUACGACUGGUUUGAAAGCCUGGCUCAGUGUUUGCACUGGAACGUACGCAAGAGGCAGGAGCGACUGGCGGACAUCUCGGACUCAUCGGACACAGAAAACUGAAUCAGCGGCUGCUCUUACUGGCCUACGUUAAAGACAUUCAGUCAACGUUCUCCACAGCAGCUGAGUGAGUGAGGGCGAGGGGAUGAGAGUUGUUCUGGGACAACCACAAGGUCACCCUGCAAACAUUUUCAUGACAGGAACACUGUACUUUGAGAGCGAGUGCACGUGUGUCUACAGCCAAAUUAGUGUUAGUCCUGUGAAUAGCAUGUACAAUGAGCAUACUGUGUAUACAGUAUGUUAUACACUGAGUCAUACAUGUGAGUAAGCAUCUCAUUACAUUCCAUCCCAUACGCAAUCUUUAAUUGUAUCUGUAGUUCACAGGGAGAGAGCAUGUUUCUCACCUAGAAAUGGGGGGAAAAAAACUAUUGCAGUUACUUUAAUGAUUCAAUAUAUUAAUAUUCUGAAUGAAUACUGUUAAUCAUGUGUUACUGGCACAAACUCAGUGGGAUUAUAGGUAGAAAAACACUGAUACAUUGAGAAAAAGAAAUGUAAAUGUGUACAUACAGGAUUCUAGGAUACAUUUAUUUUAUGUCAUAUUUAUGUGAUAUUUAUAUAUUUUCAAGAUGGGAGUUUAAAAAGACUUAAAACUGAAUUUCUGUUACUGAGUCAGCCAAAGACUGUACACUGUAUGCGAUUGUUUUGUACAAUCAAGUCGCUGUAAAGGAUUUUUUCAUUCUCUUUCAUAGCUUUUCUGCCCAAGUUAAAUUCUACAAGUCAGAUUGCAUUCGUAGAACAAAACACAAUAAAAUGAGUUGGAGGAACUUCCA